Macrobrachium nipponense is the source of this 1863-nucleotide messenger RNA. Its product is annotated as galactosylgalactosylxylosylprotein 3-beta-glucuronosyltransferase P-like. The transcript has 7 exons. Gene Ontology annotation, cellular component: Golgi membrane. NCBI's taxonomy places the organism in Eukaryota, Metazoa, Arthropoda, Malacostraca, Decapoda, Palaemonidae. Gene Ontology annotation, molecular function: galactosylgalactosylxylosylprotein 3-beta-glucuronosyltransferase activity. The record is from RefSeq and is a predicted model, not a curated record. The coding region runs from base 544 to 1644 and encodes 366 amino acids. Gene Ontology annotation, biological process: chondroitin sulfate proteoglycan biosynthetic process; carbohydrate metabolic process.
CCUAGUUUACCACUAGUCGGCAACUCACUCCCGAGCCGCGUUACUUUGUAGUGUUGAGUUGACUGUUAUGGCCAGUUAUUGCCAUGGGUCUUGACCGUGAAAGUGUGUAAGAGGAACACCACAGUGUAACACUCUCAUGUCGUGAAAUCCUGUACACUUGCAAGAAUCACUGAAACACCCUUUUGAGGUGAGUUUACUGUAAUGUAUCAUGUGAUCUUUAGCGGGAAGUUCAUGAGAGAUAAACACAUUUUCUUAGAGAUUUCAACGAAGAAUCUCUGCUUGUGCAAUGACGAUAUCCCUCGACAUUUCUCGGUGAAUCAUGUACGUACGACUAAGAAGUUUCCCAAAGCCAGAUCCUUUUGAGGUUAUUUCCUUUUGUGUUUUUGUUUGCUAUGAUCAUCUGGAUGCUCGAGGGAAUUUUUGAAAAAAGUCUUGUUUUAGGAAGUCCUCAUCCAUUGUCGAGAACAGACCAAAAUUUCAAGUAAAAAACUUAAUUAUACUAACUGCAGUGUUGUCGAUGUAGGAGCCUACUAUAAUCACCUGAUGUCCAGGAAUGUUCAGUCUAUAGGAAUGCGGCGUGGACUCACAAUAUGGUCUCUGGUAAAAUGGGGUGGAGGCUCGGCUGUGGUGUUACUGUUGUUGGUGGGGUUAUCCAUACACCCAAGGAAAGAGGCUGUAGUCACACAGGACGAGUCAGCAGGUCUUCCUGCGCGGUCGCUGCAGAAUGUUCUGACGUUUCUGCAGACGGAGACCUCGGGAAAAUCCGGACGAGCGGUUCCUUUGAAAUCAGUAGUAUCACCUGACAUCCAAGAAACAAGACACUGUAAGCCAGGUGAAUGGAUAGAAGGCCUCCCGCCACUCUACAUUGUAACCCCAACUUACCCACGAGCAGAACAGUUACCAGAACUCACACGAUUUGCCCAGACAUUAAUGAAUGUGCCAAAUGUUGUAUGGAUUGUGUCUGAAGAUGCCGCUGAACCAACUCAAGCUAUUGUCGAUUACCUGAAGGAUUGUGGCCUUAAAACUGUAUAUCUUAGGGUUCAAAUGCCAACAAAAUACCAGAAAGUCAAGAACAAACCGAGAGGAGUAGCUAAUAGAUUGGCUGGAUUAAACUGGAUUCGUGCAAAUGCUAAAGAUGGUGUUUUUUAUUUUGCUGAUGAUGAUAAUACAUAUGACAUCAGACUUUUUGAACAAAUGCGAUGGACUAGAGGGGUAUCCAUGUUUCCAGUUGGACUUGUAACAAGUCUUGGUGUAUCGACACCUAUUGUUAAGGAAGGAAAAGUUGUGGGUUUUUAUGAUGGUUGGAUUGCCAAGCGUAAAUUCCCAAUAGAUAUGGCUGGAUUUGCAGUCAAUGUUCAGUAUUUACUACAGAGGCCAAAUGCUACUAUGCCCUUCAAAGUUGGUUAUGAAGAAGAUGGAUUUGUAAAAAGUCUGGGGAUUACACCAGCAGAAAUAGAGCCAUUAGCUUUUAACUGCACAAAGAUUUGGGUGUGGCAUACACAAACAAAAAAGAAUAAUCCAGCAACUCCUGUUGUUCAAAAUAAUGCCACUGUUGGCACAAACCUUGAUAUCAUAAAGAACCUAAUUUGGAAGGGAAAGGGUAAUGAAGCAGAUAAUAAAAUUAAAAGUAAAGGAGCAUCUUGAAGAAGGUAGCUUGCUGAUGUACAUCAUUCCAUUACUACUUGACACCUGGAGGAACUCCAUUGGGGAAACCAAGCCUUGGCAAUACCCAAAGAAUUUCAAGUGCUAUUAUCUCCAGGCGAAAUCUUAAUCUGUGAUGUUAAUGUGUGCCGUUAAGUCAAUCUGUAUUUAUUGCAUUUCUAUUUUGUUAAUCAGUGCAGAAACAUUAAAUUUAUAUUUCUA